Messenger RNA from Candidula unifasciata, 1229 nucleotides. The record is from the annotation of a GenBank genome assembly. NCBI's taxonomy places the organism in Eukaryota, Metazoa, Mollusca, Gastropoda, Stylommatophora, Geomitridae.
CCCACAACAGAACCUCUGAUGUCCUGUCCAGUUUGUACAAAAUUCCCAGAAAGGUCCACAGAAUUGCCCUCGAUAGCUUCUUCCAGAAGGUGGGGAGAUAUCUCUUAAGCAGCGACCAGCAGCACCUACCGGAGAUUAUUGACAGCUUCUUCAAAAGUCUCUUCCCUAUAGCCUUCAACUAUGUUCUCAGUGACGCUUCAAAAACCAGCGGCUUGGGCGAGGCGUUCAAUGAGUGCCUCGAGAAACAUUACAAAGACAUUGAACCUUUUGGAAACGUGCCUAAACAUUUCGGAAUGCAGCUCCGUUAUGGAUUUAACAGGGCACGUAUUUACACGGAAACCCUCGAGGUCAUGCUGAACACCAUGGAUUCGACCAACAAUCUUCUCGUUCAUACAGACUGCCAGAAAGCCAUAUCACGGCUUCAUUUCUGUCCCUUAUGUAGCGGCCAAGUUGCAGCGAAGCCAUGUCGAGGGCUUUGUUUGAACGUCAUGAGGGGUUGUUUGUCUGGGAUUUCCGAGAUCUCUUCUUCUUGGGAUGACUUGGUGGUGGACUUUGAGAAUCUGCAUCUAGGCAUGUUUAAACAAAACAAUGCACAGGAGUUACUGGCCUACCUGGAUGGGAAUAUAACGGACGCUUUGCUGCAGGCUAUGGAUGAUGGAUCUAGAAUAUUCACACAGGUGCAGGAGCUGUGUAAGGUGCCAUCCCAUUCGGUGAGUGAUUCCGAUUUGUACAAGAAGUUCUUUACGCCGGAGGGCAUGCUGCUGUCACACCCCAGCAACCGAAUACAGUCCAUCAGAAAGGACAUCGCCUCCCUGAUCGCCGAGUUGGAAGAGUCUAAGGGCUUCUUCCAGAGAAUCGCCGACGGUUUAUGCCGGACGCCGUCCGUUUAUGAGCAAGAGAUGCAGAGUCAGCACUGCUGGAACGGUUCGGCCGUUGGCAGAUAUCUGAGAGAAGUACCUGAGGUUAAUAUCAUUUCACAAGCCACGCAUAACAUGGAGGUCCGGAUUACCUUGAUCCCUGAUUCUACCUUGCUACAGGUCAAGGACACUUUAGCACACAUGAAGCGGCAUCACCAGCAUGUUGCAAAUCCCUUGCUCAUCGCGUCCUUCCCAGCUCAUGACAUUCACGCCCAUGAUGUCCCGUAUCUUGUAUACGCCACAGAUUCACAUUUAUUUCUUUUUGUAAUACCAUCUGAACUAGCCGUGGCUUGUGGGUCGCGACCCCUUUAG